Messenger RNA from Caenorhabditis briggsae, 2928 nucleotides. RefSeq names its product Protein CBR-HPO-36 (gene Cbr-hpo-36). The transcript is spliced from 13 exons. Bases 1 to 2928 code for a protein of 975 amino acids. NCBI's taxonomy places the organism in Eukaryota, Metazoa, Nematoda, Chromadorea, Rhabditida, Rhabditidae. The record is from RefSeq and is a predicted model, not a curated record.
AUGAUAACUAAAUCCAAUGAUAUCAUUUUCAAAAAUCCGAUUAUGUUCAUUGUUUUCGUUUUUCUCAUUAUGCCAUCAAUUGCACAACCACACUUGAAAACCAAGUGUUCUCUGGAAUGUUAUGCUGUGUGUAUGCAUUCUGGAACGCCUUCUGCGUCCACAUGUAACUGUCCAGUUUCCCGAGAUCCAUCGAAUUGUACAAAGUUUGAUGCAGAUUUCCAGACAGGUAAUUUCUGCAAUAUUGCAACUGAUAUUUACAAUCCAGAUAUAUUUUCAGCUCGAAUAUCCACAAUUAUACCAAAAACGAAAUCAGAAUACGUUGAUGCUCAUAUGAUUCGAGUAUCCAUCGAGCCUCAACCAUCCGCAUUUGCAUACGCUUUUGAGUACUCCACGAUAUCAACAGAACCGGAUAACUGGAUUUUUGCUGGUGCUUCUGCCAAACCGGAAGCCAUCUUCAGCAUUCUCGACCCGUGCCGUGAUUACCAAUUUCGGGUAAUUAUCGUUGUCCGUAGUUCGAACCCUUCGGAAGUUUUGGACAUAAUCCGUCCUCAACCAAUUCCCGUUCAAUUGCCACCGUUUAUUCUGACACAACAGCAGAUCUCUAUUGAAAUGCCUCGUGGUUCUAGUCAGAACUCUUCUGAGGAUCUGAAGCUUUAUGUGAAAUGGUUGUUACCAUCGGGUUACAUCGAUGGAGACAUUUACAGUUACGAGUCUCCAGCACUUUAUCCAAUUCAGUGUAGCACUCCGGAAGGGGAAAUCCCAACACCUCGAAUCGAAAUUGUGCGAGGUGGAGGUCGAUUAGCAGUUUGGUUACCUCCGUCUGUUUUGGAAGCACGUUGUCGAAUGUGGGUGGAAGUAAAAAUGUUGCCAAGAUGUGUCAGACUCGAGCCUUUCAACAUACAGAAGAAUAUUGAGAUUGAUUGCUCGAAGAAUCCAAAUUUAGAAAUUUGUAAUAAAGAAUCAAAUCCCGUAUGCUUUGAAUCCGUUAACAUCGGUGGCGAACAUGGCAAAGCUCGCAUAUCUUGGGAAGCUCCAGAAAAGAAUCCGCUUUACUACCACGUCAGAUAUGGACCUGCUGAAUCAAAAGGAAUUGCGCCGUUUGUGACAUGGCAGUUAGCAGCAAAGAGAGAGGUUCGAGUAGAUGGAUUACUUUCCAGUUUCAGUUUGGAUAUUCCUGAAGAUGAGGACUUCGGGGUUCAGGUGUGUGCAAUUCUAUCUAAAAAGAGAAAACGUCCAAAGUUCGGUGUGAUUCAAGUUAUUCCGUUCCAGUGCUCGAGCUGUAAAACAACACAAACCACUGGAUGCGCUGAUUGUGGACUGAUACUCGGUUCGACAGUUCUUGAAAAAGGCUGGAUGAAUAAAACGCCACCGAGGAAACCGGAUACAACAACUCAAACAACACUGUCUCCAAAACCUCAAACAUCUACAGUAUACCGAAUGGAAACGGAUUUAUCUGUGUCUGGAAAUGGAAUACGAAAUGAUCCACAUGUGAAGGUUAAGAGUGGAACGAGACACUCCACAGACUCCCCAAUCAACCUUGAAAAAGCGGAGGAAAUCAAUAAAAAGACCGUUGAAACUCAAGAGGAAGAAACAACAACCAUAACUACCACACCCAAAAGCCAAUCAUCAAUUUCUCCAGAUAAAAAGACACCAGCUCCAAAACCAAUACUCAAAGUCCCAAGCCUUCUAUUCCCUCCGAAACUGUUUGGAGCAACUACAUCUGAAUCUCAGCCAACAACAAGUCCGAAUACUUCUGAAGCCACAAUACCUAUUAAUGUUUCUCAUAAGCCCACAACUCAUAAACCAACACCUCCAGAAACGCAGUCAAGUUCACGAAUUAUGAGUGAAGAACUUGAAAAGUCUGUGGAGAAUCUAGAAAAAGCAAUCGAAGAAACUAUGAAAAAUGGAUCUGGGAAGUUGAAUAAUCAGACAAUUGAGGCAGUUGAGAAAAUCGAUAGGGAAUUGGAAAUUAGAUCAGAAGAAGUAGAAAAACAAUUACAGGACUCGCUCGCCAACUUGGUUGCCAACAAUAGUGAAAUACGCCACCACGAAAAGUCAAAAAAGUGUCUGACAAGUGAGGGCGUCGUUUGUGAGUUCGGAUGUGAAGACCGCAAAAAGUGCUUCUGCCCUCCCUCAACGCAUGCUCGUCUUAUGAACGGCGUUUGUGUCAGCAGGGCUACCAUGCUGCACACAAUCUGUCUACCACGUCGAGAAAUCAACGCCACCUGGGAUUCGGAAAGUGGAAAUAUCAUGGUCAGAAGAAGUGAUGCAUUGUAUCAUAUCCAACAUGCUGAAAAUGUGGACAAGCUGUUUGUUGAGUUUGGCAAAGCAAGCGUACUAGCUGACAAGGAAAAUAAUGAGACGAUAAUUGAAUUUAACGAUCCCCAAAGAAGUAAAAUUGUAGUACUUAUUCAGACUGUCCUAAAAUCAUCCGUCUUCUCCACAGAACCAUUCAUAUUCCAUGUGAAUGAAUCUAUCGAUAUGAACUCAACUUAUGGAAUGAGGUUAUGUGUGUUCAACUCUUCUCAAAUUAGGAGUCCUCACAACUAUAACUGGGACGACCGUAGUCGUUUCGAGAAACACGAGCAAAUCGCAGAAGUCAUCCAGCUAUCACCAGUCAGAUUCACCAAUAAGCUUCCUCUUCUAUUCCCAAGUACAGAUACUUAUUGGAGUACUGUGAUGACUAUUGCCAAAAUUUCCAUUUUGGUCAUUCUGGCGCUUGCCAUUUUCAUUUUGGUUUAUCUCAACUGUACCAAGUUUCGAACGUUAUAUGAUAGAAAAAGAACACACUACUUCCGACCGUUUUACAUAGAUCCAUCGAUUCAUCUAUCAAAUACUGCACCGUCUUCCAGAGGUAGUGGUGGAGGUCUGAAGCGGGAUCCAUCACGGGGAUACUAUGAUGUUCGAAAUUCUCACUUGAUUAUGUAA